ACGCCGACCUUCGACGGUGAAAUUUGUAGCGUCGGGAGCACGCAAAACUAGUAGGAACUGAGGAAGAUCUCGUCUAUGGCGACCGAACAAUCGAUGUUGGCAGUAAUUCGGGCGGCUCGGCCGUCGUUCCGGAAUCGAUACGACAAGGCUGCGUUCGCACUUCACGCGGCGUUUCUAUCGGCUGGUUUUGUGCUGAAUGCGACUGGGGCUGCUGCGUCGGGCGAUGAUGCUCUGGCGUCUUCGUCUUCCGAUGAAGUGGGGUUGGACAACUGGAAUGAGGUUGAAGAUUGCUAUGCAUUUGUAUAUUCUAGCCCUCAGAAACGCUCCAAAAAGGUUUUGGUUAAGUGUCUUGUAAUGAAUGACAAAUUGUUUGUUGAUGCUUUAGAGGAAGGUGACAAAUCGCAGCCUAUGCAUCUUGAAAUCAAUGUUGCAGAGUAUGUAGGAGAUAAUGGAGGUGGAAAUUACAGUUCACAAUUCAAGAACCUGGGAAAGCUGGCAGGUGAUAUCAAUAAGGAACUUUUGGGUAAACUGGAUGGUAUUUCAUCUGCUGGUUCUUCUUCUCAGCCAUCAAGUUCAGAGGCUAAUUUGAGAGAUGAUAGAGGCAAUAGACCUGUUGCUGAUGUUAAUACAGAAGAUCCUUACGUUUCUCCUUUGCUUUCUCGUAUGGUUCCUCCAGUUUAUGAUCCAAGACAUAGUGAUCUCCUUCCUGGGCCUGGUGCUGGAAUGUAUCCUACUAGGGGUGAUCUUGGUGGUGGAAGCAGUUUAAUAGGUCCCCAUGAUCCAAUGUUCGGGAUAGGUGGUGGCAGGCAGCCUGUAUUCCCUGGAGGUCAACCGGGUGUGCCACCUGGUGCCCGCUUUGAUCCAUUUGGACCGCCUGGUGUUCCAGGUUUUGAGCCUGGUCGGUUUGCCAGAAAUCCACAAAGGCCCGGUGGAGGAACACACCCGGACCUGCAUCACUUCCAUGACGGCGCAGAUUUCAUAUGAAGGACCUGUUCUUGUUAUGUUUAUCCACGAGUCUGAGUCAGAGAAUGCCCUACUUUUUGUGGUAAGUUGGAUGUGGAUAAAAUGUAUUUUGUUUUCUCACCUGACCUACUACUUACUUACUCUAUUAGCAAUACUUUCCUCAUCCUUGAGCUCAAUCUUAAAAUCACCUUUGUGCGAAUCCUGUUCCUGUGGAUCAAUAAUAUAUAUAAAUGUUACUAGGCUCCCUUACCUUUA
Messenger RNA from Andrographis paniculata, 1218 nucleotides. Its product is annotated as probable proteasome inhibitor. The transcript has 9 exons. Gene Ontology annotation, molecular function: endopeptidase inhibitor activity; proteasome binding. The record is from RefSeq and is a predicted model, not a curated record. NCBI's taxonomy places the organism in Eukaryota, Viridiplantae, Streptophyta, Magnoliopsida, Lamiales, Acanthaceae. Bases 76 to 984 code for a protein of 302 amino acids. Gene Ontology annotation, biological process: proteasome-mediated ubiquitin-dependent protein catabolic process.